This is a messenger RNA of Hyalella azteca, 2931 nucleotides long. Its product is annotated as esterase E4-like. The coding region runs from base 17 to 2062 and encodes 681 amino acids. The transcript is spliced from 12 exons. Lineage: Eukaryota; Metazoa; Arthropoda; Malacostraca; Amphipoda; Hyalellidae. The record is from RefSeq and is a predicted model, not a curated record.
AGCAAAUUUCCUCAAGAUGUCGAAGAACUUUCUUAAAUUCACCUCAAAAUCUAGAACUGCAGUGAUAGUUUUAUUGAUUUCCCUGGCGAUCCACAUUAAUUGCGAAGAAUUGAUCGAAGAAACUGGUAUUGCAACUGAAACUCCUGACAUUCCUCCAUUUGACCCAACGCUCGUGACUGUAGCUCAGGGCCAAAUCCGGGGCUACAAAGAGAGCGCUUCAAAUGGCAAAGAAUUCUACUCGUUCCGAGGAAUCCCUUACGCUAAACCUCCCGUUGAGGACCUGAGGUUUGAGCCGCCCCAGGAUGCGGAAGGCUGGCAAGGAGUCCUGGUUGCAGAGAAGGAUCCUCCGGCUUGCCCCCAGCUGGACAUGAUGGCGAUGCUUGCCGAAGGAAGAAUCAAUUACAUUGGGGAUGAAGACUGUCUCUUCCUUAACGUUUUUUCGCCAAUGCCAAAUGAAAACGAUAGUUCACUACUGCCGGUCAUGGUUUUCAUACACGGAGGUGGUUACAUAUGUGGACGCGCAUCCGAGUAUCAGCCGUACGCUCUCAUGAGCAAAGACAUCGUCCUGGUGGUCAUCCAGUAUCGGCUCUCCACAUUAGGUUUCUUAUCCACUGAAGACGACGUAGCGCCAGGUAACAUGGGCAUCCUGGACCAAACAGCGGCGCUCAGCUGGGUGCAGAGGAACGCGCCCAGCUUCAAAGGCAACCCUCUGCAGAUCACCAUAUUCGGCGAGAGCGCAGGAGGCGCUUCUGUGCAUCUGCAGAUGCUGUCCCACGCUUCAUUAGGACUUUUCCACCGCGCUAUCAUUCAGUCCGGCACCGCAAUAUCGUCAUGGGCUGUAGCCCCCAACCACCGCGAGGUCGCUUACCACAUGGCCAAGCUCCUCGACUGCGGCACCAGCAGUAAUAUUGAACCAAAAAUGAAGUGUACUCGAGAUGAAAAUAAUCCCUUUUUGUACGAGAGCUGCUUGGUUGACCAAUUGCCUUCUUCGGCCGUGCUCAAGUGCCUUAAAGCCGCCCCUGCACAAACCCUUGUGGAGUUAUACGCAGCUUUUGAAAAAAUCGGGUCUUUCCCCUUUCUGAUGGCCCCGCGCGUGCAUGAGAACCUCCUGAUGGAAGAUCCGCUGCAGCUCGUGAAGGAGCAUCGCAGCAAGAAGAUCGACAUAAUGUUGGGUGUCACUAAAGACGAAGGAUCCAUUUGGGCAAAAAUGAUCUUCCUCGAUGAAGCACUCCGGUCGAAGUUGAAGUCCCAGUUCUCAAAAGCAGCGCCUGUGCAGCUUGACUUGGGAGAAGGUGAUGUCGCCCCCCUGAACCUGACCGUCCAACUUUUCGACCGCUAUGUCGGCAACGCGGAAUUCGAGUUAGAAUCCCUCGACGACUUAACUGCCUUGUUGGGCGACCGCUUGAUGUGGUACCCGUCGGACUCCCUGGCGCACUACCUCGCAUCAGACCCGGGCUCUCCGCACAGGGGCAAGAAGCUCUUCGUGUACGAGUUCGCUUACCUGUCCAAGACGCGCGAAAAUUCCUUAUUCGAUAGCGUUAUAAAAAACCGCUACGUGAAUCACGGCGACGACUUGAUUUACUUAUUUUCGGGUCCUUCUGAUCACCCAUGGCUGGGACAGGAGCUAAAGUCGGCAGAAGACCUUGCGAUGAGAGACCUCAUGGUCGACUUGUGGACCAACUUCGCCAUUACUGGAAACCCCACACCAGACGGUCAUCCUGCUGAAUGGCGACCCUACACCCCCGAUGCUCCUCAUGUGUUCAUCAUCGACGAGCGUCCGGCGAUGGAUGAAUCCGACCCCAAGAAAGAGCUUCGAGAAUUCUGGAGACAGCUUCCACUGAAGAUAAACUUGGUCCUGUUCCCUGAGUCUGUCUCCAACUCAACUGAGGUCGCGAUCGAAAAAUACGCAACUCCAACCGCGACAGAAACUGAACAAGUGGUGGAGUCAAAUGAGGAAAAAACGUACGCGUAUACUUCAUCUGACGAAAAGUUGGAAGAUAAAGAUGAUGAAUUGAAGAAAAUGGACGAUAAGAACGCUGGUAAGGCUCGGGACGAAUUGUAAUUUCAACGAUGCUGACUGGACAGCAUUGACAUUGAGAAGCGCACGAUAUUAAAGAAGAAUGAAUUAUAAAUUUAUCGCUGGGUCUAAAAUAAUUAUACUAACGUUUGAACUGAAUAGAGGCUCUGCUGGAAAGCUUGAUUGUUCAUCGUUCUGAAAGAAGAGGUUAAUUUUAUUUUUUACAUCUUUUUAGAAGAAAAACUGUAUAUUUAAAAUUUUUACAAAAAUAAAUAGCAUUCAUUAUAACUUCUGUUUUAUGAGUUCUUGGCCUCCAUGCUCGGUGCAUUCAAAGGUUAUUAUGCCAAUUAAAUAUAGUGUUAUUUAAAUUGUUCGCAUUUAGUUUACCAUAACUUUCAAAGAAUGCUUUGCUUCUUCAAAUUUAUUCUGUUUUCGUUAACACGUUCCCCGCGUAUCCGGAUUGCACAACUUUUGCAAUCAACCUUUCGUGUGAACACAAAUAUUCUAAGAGAGAAACUUUACCAACUAAAUUUCGAGUUUUAGGUGUUUUAUGGAAACUAUGUAAAAUAGUGAGUUUGGUACACUUGUGUCCCAAUACGCAACACUGGAAUAUAAUCGUUGGUACACAUAUGGCUGUGAUCUAAUAAUGCAGUCCCUCUCCUAGCUGCUAGUUAGCAGAAAUCAUGACCAACAACUUAUCUUUAGAUAAAUUACUCGUAUUUAUCAUUAUUUACUGCACUACAAACAGUGUUUUGAAGCAGGGCAAUCUAACAAGAAAUUCAUUGAAUUCCGGGACAUUUACAGUUGCAUCCAAAUUAUACAAUCAAUACAGCUGAAGUUUACAACACUGAGAUACAAGUAUAAUUGUCAUGAAAGCAUUAGAUAUCUUAAUAAUAUAUUAUAUACUAUUAUUU